Molecule: messenger RNA, 1209 nt
Organism: Erythranthe guttata (spotted monkey flower)
Lineage: Eukaryota; Viridiplantae; Streptophyta; Magnoliopsida; Lamiales; Phrymaceae
Biological process (GO): biosynthetic process
Cellular component (GO): cytoplasm
Molecular function (GO): isomerase activity
Source: RefSeq, a predicted model, not a curated record
AACGGGCAAAAGGUAAAUAACGCCGUUACUCUCAGUAUUCUCGCAACUGUUCGCUCACUUGAUCCACACAGUUAACCAUGGCAAAAGAGCCCGUCAGAUACUGCGUGGUCGAUGCAUUUACCGACUCCGCAUUCAAGGGAAAUCCGGCGGCGGUGUGCCUGCUGGAGGAGGACAGAGAUGAUGACUGGCUGCAAGCGGUGGCGCGUGAGUUUAACAUAUCGGAGACUUGCUAUUUGACUCGUCUCUCCGAGUCGACCGACUCACUAAUCGGCUCCGUCCCCAGGUUUCGCCUCCGCUGGUUCACCCCCGUCGCUGAGGUCAAACUUUGUGGACAUGCAACUUUAGCUGCAUCCCACUUUCUCUUCUCGUACGAUUUGGUGAAGUCUGAUAGGAUUGAGUUCUUGACUCUCUCCGGGAUUUUGACCGCAAAGAGAGUAAUUGACUCUAAUGGUAAUGCAACUGUGAGCUUCCUCAUCGAACUCGAUUUUCCAGUUCUCCCAAUAAUGGAAUACAACGGUGCUUCUGAUGCUGAGGUGGCAAUCAUUUCAAAAAGCUUGAACGGAGCUUCCUUCAACGAGAUCCAAACUACUGGAGAUGACCUCCUUGUUGUGUUACCAUCUGGAAAGGCAGUUGAAGAAGUAGAACCCAAUUUUGACGAGAUACUAAAAUGUCCUGGCGGAAGAGGAUUAAUCAUUACUGGACCUGCUCCGACGGGCUCUGGCUUUGAUUUUUUCAGUCGUUUUUUCUGCCCUAAACUCGGGAUCAACGAGGAUCCUGUAUGCGGAAGUGCACAUUGUGCCUUAGCUCCAUAUUGGAGCAAGAAGCUCGGAAAACGCGAUUUUAUUGCAUAUCAAGCGUCGCCUAGAAGUGGCAUCUUGAAUUUGCAUCUCGACGACGAAAAUCAGAGGGUUUUGCUUCGAGGAAAAGCAGUCACAGUGAUGGAAGGCACUCUUUUGGUGUAAACCAAAGGGAAGCUUCAAAAAGAGGGAGUAAUUGCUUCAAUUAUUUAAUUUGUACUAACAUCACUCUCAAUAAGAACUUUAUUCAUGCAAAUUUGUGUUAUUUAUUGUAUGAAUUUGUUACAGUAUCUUUUCGAUUUCUUUUUUCUCGGUCAGAUUUUAUUAUCAUUUCAUUUUUAUGGAGUUUCGGAUUGUAUUGCACGAUUUACGACACCGAAAACAUGGUAGGUAAAUAUAUUUCUUCCAUGAA